This is a messenger RNA of Limulus polyphemus (Atlantic horseshoe crab), 5481 nucleotides long. RefSeq names its product OTU domain-containing protein 7B-like. The record is from RefSeq and is a predicted model, not a curated record. Lineage: Eukaryota; Metazoa; Arthropoda; Merostomata; Xiphosura; Limulidae. Gene Ontology annotation, molecular function: K63-linked polyubiquitin modification-dependent protein binding; DNA binding; cysteine-type deubiquitinase activity. Gene Ontology annotation, biological process: protein K11-linked deubiquitination; protein K63-linked deubiquitination; protein K48-linked deubiquitination. Bases 286 to 2436 code for a protein of 716 amino acids. Gene Ontology annotation, cellular component: cytoplasm; nucleus. The transcript has 9 exons.
CCAGGUGGUUAGUCGUCCGUACCGCCUGCACUCUUUCUUGAUUACUUCGUCGUUCGCCGACGUUACUUUAUUGAUAGUCACAAAAUGAAUCAUAAAGUUAACGCGGUGAGAAGCUAGUAUUAAAGUAUAGAGGUAGAAAGCACCUCGAGUAGAGAAUUUUUUGUAAUUUGGUGCGAACUAAGAGAACAGUUAUGGUUGUGCCACGUUACAUGGCACGAGUUGGACGUGAAAACUUACCUACGUGCAUCUGAAAUCACCAAGUGAAGGCAUUGGUUAGUGUACGUGAUGGCAUGUAUCAUAUGUGUGAGUUACCCUAGUAGUGGUAGAGCAAAACGUAACAGCCCUUUGGCAGGAAGGGCAUCAUGCGGAAUGGACAUUAUCUUGUCAGAGUUCGUAACUCGGACCUCUGCAGAACCAGGACUAGCAAGGGACAUCUUAGAUGCUCAUGAUUGGGACUUACAAGCAGCCCUGUCAGCUUUCUACUUCUUGAAAGGAAUUCCUGUAUCCUCAGAAAAUAGCUCCGUAACCAAAGCUUCUAACAACUUAACAGGAAUUGAUUCCAUUCAAACGAAGGACAUUUUAAAUCACCACUAUUCAUUACUUGCAACAGAUACUCCUGAGGCUGGCCCUUCAAGCAAACCCAUAUCACAAAGAUUGAAUGGAUUAGGAGUGGAAGAAGCUGUAUCCAAGAAACUAACCAGAGGGAUCUCUAGAGCGACUAAUAAUGUUAACCUUGUGUCUCGAGCAAGAAGUGAGUUUGCACUGGAUUUCAAAGCUACUAAUAACAAGGAGAGUUCUCCACAGAUAUCACUAGAAAUGCCAGUGUGCACAUUUACCCUGCCUGAUCUUUCAAUUCAUCCAGAAAACUUUCGAGAAUUUCUUAAAAAAGAUUUGAUUGAAACAUCCACAUUAAUCUCUUUAGAACAGAGUGGAAGGCUAAAUUGGUGGGCUGACCAAGGAACGUGUCAGCGUCUCUGGCCUCUUGCAACUACUGGUGAUGGAAACUGCCUCUUACAUGCUGCUUCUCUUGGAAUGUGGGGAUUUCAUGAUCGUCUUCUGACCUUAAGAAAAGCUUUGCAUUCUCUUUUGACUCACAGCAGAUUUACCCAGGCUUUUUAUCGAAGGUGGCGUUGGCAGACAGCACUUCUAAACAAAGAAACAGGUCUCGUCUACUGUGAGCAAGAGUGGCAGAGAGAAUGGCAGGAUUUACUAAAGAUGGCAUCAUCAGAACCUCGUUCACGUAACAGAGAUAUGGACAGCAGUAUCAGUUGGCAAAAUAAAAGCAUCCUAGACAGUGUGCCUGAGAAUGAAGUUUUGUCUCAUGUGUAUGAAAGCUUGGAAGAGAUACACAUUUUUGCCUUAGCUCACGUCUUGCGACGAGUAGUCAUUGUUAUAUCUGACACAUUGCUAAAAGAUGCAACAGGAGAACCUUUUGCCCCUAUCUCUUUUGGUGGGAUUUAUCUUCCAUUAGAACAACUGCCAGCUGAUUGUCACAAGUCUCCACUGUGUCUCACAUAUGAUGCUGCCCAUUUCUCUGCAUUGGUUGCUAUGAAAACUGAACAUCAUGUUGAUAAAUUACUAAGUACACCAGCAGCCAUUCCUUUGACUGAUUCUCAGUGCAAACUUCUUCCUAUCCAGUUUGCUGUGGAUCCAGGAAUAGAUGUUCAAUGGAAUCAUGAUGAGAAUGAUCCAUGGGUCAUAUCAAAAUUAACACUAACAGACAAGGACAAGGUUGAUUUACUCAGUGAGUAUCUGGACAUUAUAAAUAUUUGUGUCUCUUCAGUCCAGAAACAACCUCAACAUGAAAAAUCGUUAACUGAAAUUACUCCAAUAAACGAAUUAUGUGAAGACGAAAAAAAGACACCUGUCAAUAGUUCAGGAUCUGAUGAAACAUUAACUGAUUCAGGAAAUAGUUCAUCACAUCCAAAGAAUAAGUCUGCCACACAGUUUCACACUGUUGCUAAACAGCUUGGCAGAAGCAUGAGUAAAAAGUUUAAGAAAAAUUUUGGUAGUAUAUCUCGAAAGGGUGUACAGUUAAAGGGGAUUACGGAAACACCUAAAACUAUUGUGGAUGUCUCAGCAGAAAAGAGCUGUUUAGGUGGUACCAAAGAUUGGGACAGCAAGAUGUCAAACAGUUGCAACUUUGUCCUUGGUGCUAUUAUGCACACAGACAAACAACAUGAAUACCAGGAAGAGAUGAUUCGUAAUUACUUAAACUCUGCCAGGGCUAGGUUUUUGCAGGAAAAAGAGGAAAAAAUUGGUGACAUACCAAACAUAGAAAUUCCUAAAACUGAUUUUUCAUCAUUUCUUUGUGUAAAUCCUGGGUGUUCCAUGUAUGGCACAGCUGCAACCUGCUACCUGUGUUCAUUGUGUUACAUAAAACAAAAGGAACAUGAAACUCAGGAGUUAGCAAAAAAUAGUUCUCUUAAAAAUUAAGAGUGCCAGUACGAGGCUACAUAAUCCACUCCAUCAUUGACAUUUCACAGUAAAAAAUUUAAGUGACCUUCUUAACAAACCAGUUAUUAGGACUGCAGUAUAGGGAAAAAAUUUAUUUCACACUUUUGUUUCAUAAUAUGGUUAAUGGACAUGUUAUAGUGCAGUCUGGGAAACCAAAUUGAAAACUUUGUAGUUCUUUUACUAAUUGCUCUGGUACUGAUAUAAUUGUAGUGUUAACAAAUAGUAUUCAUACAGUUGUGAGUGCAUCAAUAAAUUAGUGUGUUUAUAUUUCUUAUAGCUGUUGAUCUGGUAUACUUAGAAAGUACUCAAUGACAGGGUUGACAUACACAUUCAUACUUAUUAUUAGUGACCACAUUUACAAAUUUCUGUGCUGCAGACUUUGCAAGUGUUGGCACACUGGUGUGUUAAGACUACUUAUUGAACAGGUUGACAUACACAUACAUACUUAUGUUUGUGAGUAAAUUGACAAACUACUGGGUUCAGACUUUAUGAGUGUUGGCACACUUGUAUAUUCAGACUACUUAUUGAUCAGUGUGACAAAUUAUGUUGAUUCUACAUUAAGGUCAAUAUUUAUAUAUAUAGUUUUUCUUGCAGGCUGUUAAGGCAUUAGCUUAUUCAGGGCUGUUGAUACUGGUACAAUGAUAUCAGACAGUUGAUGCUAUUCCCUUGACAUUAUUUUGAAACAUCUUAGUGUGAUAAUACUUUUCUGUUACUCAGUUUAUGCAUCAGUAUAUUUUAGAUCAUUAAUUACCAUUUAUUCAGCAAUGUACAUUGUUUUUACUGAUAGAAUUGUAACAUAACUGUUUGAAUACUGUAAAAAAUAACCAUUAACUAAGAAUGGUUUUGUGUCAAUGAUGGAAUAUUUAAGCUGUACUUGUAAAGUACAACUGUAUAUUUGUGCAUUUAACUUUGCUUAUCGCAUUUAAAAAUUUUGUUCUUGAUUAUAACUCUAGUAUAUUUUCAAUAUAUUAUCCAAAAUAAGCAAGCCAUAAGUUUUAGUAUAUGCCAGAGUUUUUCUUCUUCCUAUUAUAAAAUAGUUGUAAUUUAUUGGUAAAACAACCCAAAAUGGUCAUUUAAACUUCUUUGUUGAUUUUACAAUAAGGUUGAAUAGGUUUCACUUGUCCCAGAUAGGUUGAUAAACUAAUACCAAUUAGUUACUCAGUAUUUCAUCUAAGCAAUAUGAAAGUUAACACAAGUGUUAGAGUUUGCUGGACAAUCUUGUAUUAGUUUAGAAUUAAUAAAUGUAAUGGUGGAUGCAUAUGUAAAAAUUGUCAAGAGUUCCAUUGAAUGAUAUCUUUUGUCAUUGAUUUAGUUGGGUUGAUGAUAGCUAAUAUAGUUUGAUAGUGAAAGCUUUGUUAUAUGACACAAGAUUCUUCACAUUACAAGAACGAAACUUGGCAAUUUUGUUUACUCCAGAAGUUACUUUUCUUUACAUUUUAAUAAAAUGUAUUAUGUUAUUGGAAUUAUUUAUUAUACAAUACAGAAAAUUCCUGAUAUUGUUGACCAAGUGUAACUGUUCUUUAGGGUGUGAAUAGAGAAAAUUAACUGGUGUAUAUAAUUCUUUAUAUCACCACUAAGAAAAUGUGAUAUUGUUGACGUCUACUUCAUGUUCUGUACACUUUAAGAAAUAUUAUAUUAUUAUUAUUAAUUGAUGUAUGUGAUUAUUUACACCACAACAAAGAAAAAUAAUGGCAUCAUUAUCAGGUGUUUUGUACACUACAAGGAAGAAAACUUGGGUGUUUUUAACUUGCAUAUCUGAUUCUUUUUUUAAAUAGUGUUAGAACAAUUUUAUUAUUCUUAAACCACAACGAAAAGUUUGAUUGCUGUCAGAGUUUAAUGUUUGUCAAACUGAAGUUGCAUUUUAUCUUGACAGCAAUUUAACAUUGUAAAACUAUUGUGACCAAUUGUUCUUAUUAUAGUAAAAAAAAAAGAAACUAUUAUUAAUAUAUUUUUACUUGUUAUACCUCAGGCUAGUAAGUGUCCUUUUUAAAACAUUUAAAAAUAUGUACUCUUCACAGAUAUAAAAGUGAAUAUUUCUGCUUAAAUAUUUUUCUUAAUUUUGGUAACCAGUCAUAACUGGGCUUCUUAAGUAGAAUUUUUACAUAUCAAGUCUUGCAUGUUACAAUCAUUUUGUAGACAUAUUUUAAUGUAUGUGUUCCUUAUGUUGUAAAGUUCUUCAAGAUAAUGUUACAUGUGUUAGGUAUACAAUUCUUCCAGGGUUGGACACUUAAUAACUUAUUCUUCACUUUACACCAGAAAAUAUGUUCUUUGUUUAUAUCUACCUUCUAAGGGUAAUGGAUCUGUACUUUUUUAGUUGUUGUGAUCAUUAAACUGUGAAAUGUGUACAUCAUCAUAACAAAUGUUUACUUAUUCUCACCUACUAGCAUAUCUGACUACUUAACAAUGCAUUUUCUUUGGGUCUCUAACUGAUUUCUCUUUUAAACAAAAAAUUUUUUCAUCUUGUCAAAAUUAUUAAAAUUGGUGGCAGCAUUAGGAUUGAAGUGGACAUUGUACCAGAAUCAGAUAGAUAUUUAUUAAGAUAAUGAUUUCAGUAGAAACUUAGUUUUGUUAACUCUUGGCGUAAGUGAACAGUUACAAAAUAACGAAAUUAAUGUGAUUAACUCGUCUAUGUAUAUAUUACCUGAUGAUUAGUGGUCCUGUUAUAAGUUCUGUGCUAAUGUGAUUUAUUUGUAUUUUGUUUGAAUAUUUGUAGAUCAGAAUUUGGUGGCACACAUCAGUUUGUGUGAAAUAUCAAAGUAUUAACAACAGUGACCAAUAUAGGCUGCAAAUUUAAUAUAUUAGGCAGUAUAUAUUUAUUGUGAAAACCUAUACAAAUGCAGGAACUGCAAUUCUACAUCCUGUGAGCAUUAACUGUAGAAACAGAUUAAUUACUAAUGACUUUGAUGAUAAAAUUUAUCUUCAACAUAAUUUUUGAAGGUUUUGUCAUGUAGAUUUCUUCUGUACUGAAUAUUAUCUCAAAUCAUAUAUGUAUGAUGAAAAACAAUAAUACUACUUUCUAAAGUU